Messenger RNA from Durio zibethinus, 2869 nucleotides. RefSeq names its product Tetratricopeptide repeat (TPR)-like superfamily protein. The record is from RefSeq and is a predicted model, not a curated record. Gene Ontology annotation, molecular function: protein binding. Lineage: Eukaryota; Viridiplantae; Streptophyta; Magnoliopsida; Malvales; Malvaceae.
UCACAAGUCAGUCAGAGCGGGUGCUCAAACCCCCCCCCCCUAAAACCCUAGACAACAUUUCCGUACUCUACUCUCUGCUUCUCUCCCAUGCUUCCUGGGUUUGGAAUUGGAUCUCCACGUCUUCAACUUUCAAUGGCUUUCCUCUCCGUUUCCAAGUCAUACCAACUGAAUCCUUGGGUUUAUCCCAGCAUCUCAAUCCCUUCUUAUUUCUUCACGACAACCCACGAUCCCAACACAGCUUCAGAACAGGUAAACAAUGCGCCUUCUCAACAAGAAGAAAAAGUGGUCAACAACCAGAGAACCUCGCGAGGUAAGACUCGAAACCCAGAAAAAGUAGAGGAUAUUAUUUGUAGAAUGAUGGAGAAACGGGCGUGGACCACCCGCUUACAGAAUUCCAUACGUGCUUUAGUCCCUGAAUUUGAUCACUCAUUAGUUUAUAAUGUACUUCAUGGUGCUAAGAACUCGGAACAUGCCCUCCAGUUCUUCCGGUGGGUGGAACGGGCCGGAUUGAUCCACCAUGACCGUGAAGCUCACAUGAAGAUCAUUCAGAUUUUGGGUCGAGCUUCCAAGCUCAAUCAUGCCAGAUGCAUAGUUCUAGACAUGCCCAAAAAGGGCGUUGAAUGGGAUGAAGAUUUCUUUGUUGUUUUGAUUGAUAGUUAUGGGAAAGCUGGUAUAGUUCAAGAGGCUGUGAAAAUUUUCCUGAAAAUUAAGGAGUUGGGUGUGGACAGGACUAUCAAGUCUUAUGAUACUUUCUUUAAGGUUAUAUUACGACGUGGUCGAUAUAUGAUGGCCAAAAGGUAUUUUAAUAAGAUGUUGAGUGAAGGGAUAGAGCCCACUCGUCAUACCUAUAACAUCAUGCUCUGGGGUUUCUUUUUGUCUCUCAGACUUGACACUGCUAAUCGGUUUUAUGAGGAUAUGAAGACUAGGGGAAUUUCACCUGAUGUUGUGACAUAUAAUACAAUGAUUAAUGGAUAUUCUCGAUUCAAGAUGAUGGAGGAGGCAGAGAAGUUGUUUGUAGAGAUGAAGGGGAAGAACUUAGCACCUACAGCGAUCAGUUAUACUACCAUGAUAAAGGGGUAUGUUGCAGUGGAGCAAGUUGACAAUGGAUUGAGAUUGUUUGAAGAGAUGAAGUCCUUUGGUAUUAAACCUAAUGCAACAACAUAUUCAACUUUGUUGCCAGGGCUGUGUGAUGCGGGCAAAAUGACUGAGGCUAAGACUAUUUUGAAGGAGAUGGUGGAGAGGUAUAUUGCACCGAAGGAUAAUUCGAUUUUCAUCAAGCUGUUAAAUAGUCAGUGCAAAUCUGGUGAUUUGAAUGCAGCUGCUGAUGUGCUCAAGGCAAUGAUUCGAUUGAGUAUUCCUACAGAGGCUGGUCAUUAUGGUGUCUUGAUUGAGAACUUUUGCAAGGCAAAUGAGUUUGAUCGGGCAAUCAAGUUGCUGGAUAAGCUUGUUGAGAAGGAAAUUGUCUUGAGGCCUGAAAAUUCUUUGGAAAUGGAAGCUAUUGCUUAUAAUCCAAUGAUUCAGCAUCUAUGCUACCAUGGUCAGACAGGAAAAGCAGAAGUCUUUUUCCGGCAAUUGAUGAAGAAGGGUGUUUUGGAUCCUAUUGCAUUUAAUAAUUUGAUCCGAGGGCAUGCAAAAGAAGGGAAUCCUGAUUUCGCUUUUGAAAUUCUAAAGAUUAUGGGUAGGAGAGGGGUGCCCAAAGAUGCAGAUGCUUACAGGUUGCUUAUUGAAAGCUACCUAAGGAAAGGCGAGCCUGCUGAUGCUAAAACAGCUCUGGACAGUAUGAUUGAGGAUGGGCAUCUUCCUGAGUCUGGCAUAUUCAAGUCAGUGAUGGAGAGUUUAUUUGAAGAUGGUAGGAUUCAGACUGCAAGCAGAGUUAUGAACAGCAUGGUGGAGAAGGGAGUGAAGGAGCAUAUGGACUUGGUUGUUAAGAUCUUGGAAGCUCUCCUAAUGAGAGGCCAUGUUGAAGAAGCCCUUGGACGAAUUGAGCUACUGAUGCAAAAUGGGUGUGCACCCAAUUUGGAUAGCCUACUAUCUAUUCUUUCUGAGAAAGGGAAGACUAUUGCUGCUCUCAAGUUGUUAGAUUUUGGUUUAGAGAGAGACUGUAGCAUAGACUUUUCAAGUUAUGAGAAGGUGUUGGAUGCUCUCUUAGCUACCGGAAAGACUCUCAAUGCAUAUUCCAUAUUGUGUAAAAUAAUGGAGAAAGGAGGGAUCACUAACUGGAGUAGCCUUGAGGACUUGAUCAAGAGCCUUAACCAGGAGGGGAACACAAAGCAAGCAGAUAUACUCUCUAGAAUGAUGAAAGAAGGGGAGGCAGCUAGUGGAAAAAAGAAAGGGAAGAAGCAAGCGACUGUUGCUAGCUAAUUUACCUUUUGUUUAGAAAAGUUUUGGAUAGUUCUAUUGUGACUCAUUAUCAUUAGAAUAAGUUCUGAAAAAUGCCAUGUAAUCUUCAUUUCAAAUGCAGAGAGCUAACAUUUUACAUGGCUCAGAAUCCCCCUAGAUACUUUCUAUGGGAUUUCUUGUACCCUAGAUUUUAUAGGGUACCUUUUGAGCUUUAAUUGUUUCAAUUAUUCUCACUCACUUGAGUCUUGUCGAUGAAACAUCAAGGAAUUAAAAUGAUUAAGUAAAAGCUCUUCAUUUUGUUUCUUUCAACUGCAUUUUGAGAAUCAUGACUCGAGUUAUUUAUAAUGCACAGCAUCUGUUCUGUUACUGUUUUUUUUCCCCCUUCGUGUAUUGAAUAAAUGAUAAUAAUAAUAUUUAGGAGAUUGCUCAGUGCAGUUGAGAUGAGGACAGAGAUGUUCAGCAAACGAGAAACCAACAUUACAUGUGUUUGCGAAUUUAUGCCAAAAAAAAAAAAAAAAACAAUGCCACU